Molecule: messenger RNA, 1509 nt
Organism: Exophiala spinifera
Lineage: Eukaryota; Fungi; Ascomycota; Eurotiomycetes; Chaetothyriales; Herpotrichiellaceae
Exons: 3
Coding region: 1-1509 (502 amino acids)
Biological process (GO): protein N-linked glycosylation; cell wall mannoprotein biosynthetic process
Cellular component (GO): membrane; Golgi apparatus
Molecular function (GO): alpha-1,2-mannosyltransferase activity
Source: RefSeq, a predicted model, not a curated record
AUGGGGCUAUUGCAACGGCUGUACAAGCGCCUGCCUUCAACGCCGGCACUCGAAGAGUGGAAGAAUGAGAAGCCCAAAUCUGUAUCGCGGUUAUCCUUCUUUCGCAGGCGGAUCAAGCUGAAAGGAAACUCUUCAUUAUCGAUACCUCUGGGCUUUCUUUUACUGUUUCCCAGUCUGGUCGUCGUUUUAAUUCUUAUCCUCGUGAUAAAGCAUCCCAAUUCCCCCGGUCGUAUAUUAGUACCGGCUGGGACACCUCCUUCAAUAAGAAAGAUUAGCGAGAGACACGACAAAGUGUUCGCUACCGGAUGUAUGAAUCCUGAAGAGGCUGCGAAACAGCCACGAGCCAAUGCCGCCUUUGUUGUUCUGGCGCGAAAUAAAGAGCUGGAGGGGGUGAUUCAGUCGAUUAAAAGCAUUGAACGACAUUUCAACCGCUGGUUCCAUUAUCCUUAUGUUUUCCUCAACGACGGUGAAUUUGAGCAGGACUUCAAGGACACCAUCACUAAUUACACCUCCGCUCCCGUCGAAUUUGGCAAGAUUAACAACACAAUGUGGGGUUAUCCAGACUGGGUGGACCACGAGGUUGCAAGGGAAGGCAUUCGGAAGCAGGGAGAUGCUGCUAUCAUGUACGGUGGCAUGGAAAGCUAUCACCACAUGUGCCGCUUCUAUUCCGGUUUCUUCUACAAGCAUGAACUGCUCCACAAGUAUGAGUGGUAUUGGCGCUUGGAGCCCGAGAUCAAAUACUUCUGUGAUAUCACCUACGAUCCAUUUAUUGAGAUGGCACGAGCAAACAAGACGUACGGCUUCACAAUUGCCGUCAAAGAACUGAAGGAGACCGUUCCCAACAUCUUUCGAUACGCCUCGGCUUAUAAACGGAAGCACAACCUCAAGUCAAAAGGACUAUGGGAGAUGUUUGUGGAGAGACAGCCUGAGAAGGACGACAGUGGCGACAACAAAAGACAAAAGACGCUGCCCGUUGAAAUUCUCCAGACUGAGCCUGGCCAUCAAAACAUUGAGGAUAUCGACCCAGAAAACAUGGAGGGUGAAAAGUACAACAUGUGUCAUUUCUGGAGCAAUUUCGAAAUCGCUAGACUUGACUGGUUUCGCAGCAAGGAGUACGGGGACUUUUUUGAUAUGAUGGACAAAAGCGGUGGAUUCUGGAUGGAAAGAUGGGGCGAUGCACCCAUCCAUUCCCUUGCAGCAGGUGCACUUCUUGCGCCUCGCGACAUCCACUACUUCCGCGAUUUUGGAUAUAGACAUACGACCAUCCAGCACUGCCCGGCGAACGCUCCAGCGAGACAACUGCCACAUAUUCCUUGGCUUGAAAAGACAACUGAAGACGAGAAGGAGCGAAAGGAAGAAGACGAGUACUGGGCGACGCCAGACCCGCCUAAGGAGAAUGGCGUAGGAUGUCGUUGCAGAUGUGACACUGACAUCCGAGAUGUCGAAGGCAAAGAAGGCAGCUGCCUCGCCGAAUGGGUCGAAGUCGCCGGAGGUUGGGCCUCUCCUUAG